Messenger RNA from Akanthomyces muscarius, 1725 nucleotides. RefSeq lists its product as uncharacterized. The coding region runs from base 1 to 1725 and encodes 574 amino acids. Lineage: Eukaryota; Fungi; Ascomycota; Sordariomycetes; Hypocreales; Cordycipitaceae. The transcript has 2 exons. The record is from RefSeq and is a predicted model, not a curated record.
AUGGACGAAAUUGUCGUUAGUAACGACCAGCGUCGUACACAGCAAAACACAUUCCAACAAUACCAGCCUCCUGGCUCCAAACCCGCCAAUGAAUCGCCGCCGCCUCCGCCGCCGCCUACGAGCGUCAUGAUAGGCGGCAAGCUCCAAGAGAAAAAGUAUGGUUUGGUUGAGGGCAAGUGGGUGCAGCUCACGGCUGCUGGCGUUCCGCGCAAGAAGCCCGGCCGCAAGCCCGGCACCAUUGUUAAGCCUAGUACGGAUGCCGAGACCAAGACGCGGCGGCCUAGGAAACCGCGCGAUCCUGAUGCGCCCCCCAUUCAGCGCAAGCGCAAGGCUAUCCUCACCGACACGGAGCAGGACGACUCCGACGUCUCACGAACCCCCGGUCACGCAGGCGCCUCGCCAAACUCCACUUCCCACAGCUUCCUGCAAACAUCUCCCACGCAAGCUCGCUCGUCGCCCAAGAUGCCCAAGCGCGAAGGCUAUCUGCAGGGCAUUCUCAACGAUGACCCCCCGCCAGCAGCAUCUAUUCCUGUCCGCACGAGCGGCCAGAGCUACGACCCGAUCCGAGGCAUCUCGGGAUCUGCGCGCGAUGCGCCCCCGUAUAAUGCGUAUUCGCCCGCCGCCGGCUCUCCCAGACCGCCUACCCACGCCAACAAGUCUCCUUCCAUCGCUAGUCUGCUAGAGCCGGCCGCGCCCAACAUGUCGCCCUCCAACUCGCGCAAUGGCUAUCCCGCGUCCCGCCUUCCAGACGAGAGACCUCUGCCGGCUUCGCCCUCGAAUCAACCGCCGCGGCCAUUUGCUGCUCGCCCGGCGCCCGAAAAGUCAGAGGCACUCGAUGUGCCGCGACCUGUCAUUAACCCUUCGAACUUCACAACCAUUGCCAAUGGUCCUAUUAGAAAAGUGUCCCCCAAGCACACCGGCGUAUCGACUCCCAGAACAGAUCUCGACGACUUUGGAACCGAGGGCGAUGGCCGCUCCAUCCUCGAUUUUGGCAAAGCUAAGCCCGGCGAGGAGGCCGACGUGCCUACGAUUGUUCUGAGCAUCCCCAUAUCCAGCGGCGAGACGAAUAAAUACGUAAACUUCCUGCGACUCGCAGAGGACCGAUACGGUUGGGAUGCCCUGCAUCCGCGUCUGGCGGCUAACCGAGACCGCAAAGCGCGCAUUGCGGCGGCGGCGGCGAACCUCGAACGAAUCGAGUCGGGAAGAGAAUCUGGCGACGAAAUGUCCGUGGACCUGUCUGACGGCGAGGGUAGCAACCCCGAAGUCGCUGGCGCCAGCGGCACUGACAACCAGCCGAAGCCCACCAAGAAGAAGCGCAAUUUCAAGGAGGACCAAUACGACGUCGAAGACGAUUUUGUCGACGAUUCGGAGAUGCUCUGGGAGGCACAGGCGGCCGCCAGCCGUGACGGCUUCUUCGUCUACUCUGGGCCGCUGGUUCCCGAGGUCGAAAAGCCUCCAGCCGGCACUGAAGGUCCUGUCCGACGCGGUCGCGGCGGUCGCGGCAGUCGUGGUGGACGCGGAGGCUCGACGCGCGGCGCUGGCACCGGUCGCGGCGGCGGCCCCGGAUCCCGCGGCGGCAUCGUUCGCAAGCCGCGCAUCACAAAGGCCGAGAGACUGCUGCGCGAAAAGGAAAAGGCGGAGCGCGAAUCCAUGGCCCAGGUGCCCAAGACGCCGACGAGCAAUUACGUUGUGCCGAGCCCGGCACCCAUUCAGCUCGGCGUCUAA